AUGGUGGUCCCCUCCUCUCCAUCAUGGUCCAUUACAGUCCCCUCCUCUCCAUCACUGUUCCUCCUGGGACCCCAUUCUCCAUCAUGGUCCCCCCUAGGCCACCAUCGUCCAUCACAGUCCCUCCUGUGACACCGAUCUCCUUUGUGGUCCCCUCUUCUCCAUCACGGUCCUUCCUGGGACCUCAUUGUCCAUCAUGGUCUCUUCUAGGACCCCGUUAUCCCAUCAUGGUUUGCUCUUGUCCAUCACCGUCCCUUCUUGUCCAUCAAGAUCCCUCCUGGGACCCCGUUGUCCAUCAUGGUCCCCUCUUGUCCAUCACCAUCCCUCCUGGGACCCUGUUCUCCAUCACGGUCCCCUCUUGUCCAUCACCAUCCCUUCUUGUCCAUCAUGGUCCCUCCUGGGACCGCUCUUGUCCAUCACGGUCCCUUCCUCUCCAUCACGGUCCCUCCUGGGACCCUGUUAUCCAUUGCCGUCCCUUGUUUUCCAUCACGGUCCCCUCCUCUCCAUCGCUGUCCCCUCUCGUCCAUCACCAUCCCUCCUGGGACCCCGUUCUCCAUCAUGGUCCCCUCUUGUCCAUCACCAUCCCUUCUUGUCCAGCACGGUCCCUCCUGGGACCCCUCUUGUCCAUCACGGUCCCUCCUGGGACCGCUCUUGUCCAUCACGGUCCCCUCUUGUCCAUCACCAUCCCUCCUGGGACCCCGUUCUCCAUCAUGGUCCCCUCUUGUCCAUCACCAUCCCUUCUUGUCCAGCACGGUCCCUUCCUCUCCAUCACGGUCCCUCCUGGGACCCCGUGCCCCACCGCCGCCCCCCAUUCUCCAUCACGGUCCCCUCCUCUCCACUGUGGUCCCUCCUGGGACCCCAGGCGCCACCGUGGGUCCCCCUUCCCCGUCAUGGUGCCCCCCCAGACACUGCCGUCCCCGUUGCGGUCGCAGGUACGACAACAUGGCUGAGCUCUUUGCGGUGGUGAAGACGCUGCAGGCGCUGGAGAAGGCCUACAUCAAGGACUGCGUCUCUCCUA
Egretta garzetta (little egret) is the source of this 1015-nucleotide messenger RNA. RefSeq names its product leucine-rich repeat extensin-like protein 5. The transcript has 2 exons. Bases 24 to 947 code for a protein of 307 amino acids. The record is from RefSeq and is a predicted model, not a curated record. NCBI's taxonomy places the organism in Eukaryota, Metazoa, Chordata, Aves, Pelecaniformes, Ardeidae.